Molecule: messenger RNA, 5892 nt
Organism: Oncorhynchus masou masou (cherry salmon)
Lineage: Eukaryota; Metazoa; Chordata; Actinopteri; Salmoniformes; Salmonidae
Product: transcription factor 21-like
Exons: 2
Coding region: 538-1155 (205 amino acids)
Biological process (GO): developmental process; regulation of transcription by RNA polymerase II
Molecular function (GO): protein dimerization activity; RNA polymerase II transcription regulatory region sequence-specific DNA binding; DNA-binding transcription factor activity, RNA polymerase II-specific
Source: RefSeq, a predicted model, not a curated record
AUUCAGAUGCCACCCGGUUGAGCAAGUGCUACACGCGGGGCAAAACUGAGAAAGAGCCCUCUCAAGGAACGAAUGUCAAAUAGUCAAUUUCUUUGUAGAUAUUAGGAUACUCUUUGCUAGUUGUAUAGGGAACAAUUCGAGGGAAGUUUAUAAUUGCCAGAUCAACUGAUUCCUUUGUAUCUCCAACUCCAACGCUUUUUUAAUAGGCAAUGAGUGAUCUAUUAGGAGGGGGCAUGUUUCCUAAUGAGGUCCUUUUCAGCCUUUAGAAAGUGCGCGAACCCCCUGCCGCCAGACAUGGAAAUCCGGGAACUAUUUAAUCCUCGAGAUGUGUCACUGUGAGUGUCACACAGUCCAGAGAUUACAGGUGACAGGUAGUGCACACCCGACGGUUCCCACAAGCACUUUAUUUUGAACUAGGCACUUUUGAACUAGGCACCGAUGUCUGAACAACAACUUAUUUUGUGCAGCAGGCUACACGUUUUCUCCUGCCGGGUGAACACAGCUUGUUGAAUCAAAUUGAAAAGUAAGAUUUAAAAAAUGGAAGAUAUAUUAUUUGACUUGGAUCAAGAUGGCACUACAGACUUUGCCUUCUGGGGCCAGAUGGACCCUAACUUCCAGUUCCAGGCCCAGUUGGAUACUCUCCUCUUUGACUGCACCGCGGUCACGGGCCAGCUUUCGCCCUGGUCCUCGUUCGGUGGCCAGUCCAUGUUCCCUGACGCACAGAUGACCUUCACCGACCUGGACUCACAGUCUCCCGGCCUUGGAGCCAGUGCUGAAGUGGACAGCUCCUCUGUGGACGAGCCCCACGAGAUGAGCAAGCGCAGGCAGCGGCGGUUCGUGCCCCAUCAUCCGUACAAGAUCCAGCGACACGCCGCUAACAUCCGGGAGAGGAAGAGGAUGCUGAGUAUCAAUUCUGCGUUCGAAGAGCUAAGGUGCCACGUGCCAACAUUUCCCUACGAGAAGCGCCUGUCUAAGAUUGAUACACUGAGAUUGGCCAUUGCCUACAUUGCCCUCCUGAGAGAGAUACUGAUUUCUGGCUGCGACCCCAAGUCGUACGUGGACGAAUGCAUGAAGAAUGGUUACAAGAAUCAAACCAAUGCCAUUUGGAACACAAGCGAUCUGACAGCCCGGCUCUCCUGGAUAAAAUGGGAUUAACUCAGGAUGGAGCAACCCAAGUACGUUGGACAGGGGGCUGCUGGCGGGGGAUUUAUAACCCCCUUCUGUCUUUGUUUCAAUGGCAACAUCACAUCAGGGGCUGAGUGACAUCUGCAGACUUCUUAUCAGUUAAUGCACCUUUCUUUGCAGCUAGCCAUUCCCCUCACAGCCUUUAAUAUUUGAAUGUGGUGAUAUUCGAUUGGUAAUGGAGUGGCAGUGUUUUUCUGGAGUUGCCUGUUGUUUUACAGGGGAUGGGGGACCGGGGACAGACUUAAGCCCAUGGGGAUGGCAUUUCUCACAGGAGACAGAUGCAGCCUGGCAUGGGACCGAACAAACCUUGGUCAAACUAUUUUUUCUGAGUGUAAUACUGAAGUGCCUGUGUGUUCAUUUGAAACCAUUAGCUGUUGUUCAUUGUGUCUGACACCCAAAUUUCCCGUAAGUUAAUUUAACCUAAUUAAUUUAUGUAUUUAUUUCAUUUGUUUAUUAUUUAUUAAUCAUCGAAGAAGAAAAAAAUGUUGUUAUUAUUAUAAUUAUUUAUUUAACUGUUUUCAUUUUGAUGUGGCGGGCUGUUUAAACUGUAUCUUUAAUCAAUUGACAAUCAGACAUGAUUUAUUAUGUUGUCAAAUGGAACGUUUUGAUAUUCAUGAUACUUAUUAUGAAUAUGUGUUGUUUUUGUAGUGUCUGUGAGUAUAUUGCGGUGAAACUGUUAGGACUGGUGAAUGGAUUUGUACUCAAUGGCAAAUCAGGGAAUUUCUAACACACUGGCCGUGUGCGAAUGCCCAUACCUGCAUCCUAAAUAGUAGGCCAUUUGAGCAGUGGUGUAGAGGUGCCUGUAGAAGUGGGUAUACUCAAAUUUUGCCCACAAUUUCCCAAACGGCCCACCUGGUGAAGGGAAGGGACCCUGUGUGAAAAAUUCUAAUGACAAACAGUGACAUAUACUCUGAAUGGCCUAAAAUGAAAAUUCCCAUAUUGUGCAAGUAGGCUAAUACAGUAGUAGGCCUACUACUGAAAUAGAUAAAUGAGACUUUCAUCUGAGUCAGAAGUUCACAGGCUUCAGAUUUCCCACAUUUAUUUCAGGUUUUCACACUCAAAUCACACUUUUAAUAGAAUAACAAAAAAAAUGGGGCCCCCUGAGUGGCGCAGCGGUCUAAGGCACUGCAUCGCAAUGCUAGAGGCGUUACUGCAGUUCCGGGUUUGAACCCGGGCUGUGUUAUAGCCGGCUCCGAUCGGGAGACCCAUGCACAAUUGUCCCAGUGUCGUCUGGGUUAGGAGUGGGUUUGUUCGGCUGGGAUGUCCUUGUUCCAUCGUGCUCUAGCGACUUCAUGUGGCGUCCGGGUGCAUGCAUGCUGACUGCAAUGGUACAAUACUGUAACUACCAAUUGGAUAUCAUGAAAUUGGGGUAAAAAGUACAAUUAAUUAUUAUUUUUAUGUUCUAAGUCCACAAAAAUUAUUAAACCACAUAAGGAGACCACUUUUGAGGUCUGGGAAAUAUUUCAUACAUUUAGAUUUUUGAGUGAAGCUACACUUUAAUUCAACUGUGCAGGCAAAUAAUCAUGAUAUCAUUCUGCAAGGUAGGCAUAGGCUACUUUGUAGCUAGUUAACAUUUACAGUGCAUUCGGAAAGUAUUCAGACCACUUGACUUUUUCCACAUUUUGUUACGAUUCAGCCUUACUCUAAAAUUGAUUAAAUUAAUUAAUUAAUUAAAGUUUUCCCCCUCAUCAAUCUACACACAAUACCACAUAAUGAAAUAGCAAAAACAGGUUUCUAGAAAUUUUAGCAAAUCUAUAUUAAAAAAAAUGAAAUAUGACAUUUACAUAAGUAUUCAGACCCUUUACUCAGUACCUUGUUGAAGGGUCUGUAUUCAAUACCUUGUAUUCAGACCCUUUACACAGUUCCUUUGGCAAUGAUCACAGCCCCUAGUCUUCUUGGGUAUGACGCUACAAGCUUGGCACACUUGUAUUUGGGGAGUUUCUCCCAUUCUUCUCUGCAGAUCCUCUCAAGCUCUGUGAGGUUGGAUGGGGAGCGUUGCUGCACAGCUAUUUUCAGGUCUUUCCAGAUCUCUCUCUUCGAUCAGGUUCAAGUCUGGGCUCUGGUUGGGCCACUCAAGGAUAUUCAGAGGCUUUUAUUGGUCAAAUACCCAUAUUUACCAGAUGUUGUUGCAGGUGUGCCAAAUGCUUGUGUUCCUAGCUCCAACAGUGCAGCAGUAUCUAACAAUUCACAACAAUACACACAAAUCUAAAAGUAAAAUAAUGGAAUUAAGAAAUAUAUAAAUAUUAGAUAUGAGCAAUGUCAGAGUGGCAUUGACUAAAAUACAAUGGAAUAGAAUACAGUAUAGACAUAAGAGAUGAGUAAAGCAGUGUGUAAACAUUAUUUAAACAUUAUUAAAGUGACUAGUGCUCCAUUAUUAAAGUGGCCAGUGAUUCCAAGUCUAUGUAUAUGGGGCAGCAGCCUCUAAGGUGCAGGGUUGCGUAACCGGGUGGAAGCUGGCUAGUGAUGGCUAUUUAACAGUCUGAUGGCCUUGAGAUAGAAGCUAUUUUUCAGUCUCUUGGCCCCAGCUUUGAUGCAGCUAUACUGACCUCGCCUUCUGGAUGAUAGCGGGGUGGACAGGCUGUGGCUCGGAUUGUUGAAGUCCUUGAUGCUUUUUUUGGCCUUCCUGUGACAUCGGGUGCCGUAGGUGUCCUGGAGGGCAGGUAGUUUUCCCCCGGUGAUGCAUUUGGCAGACCACACCACCCUCUGAAGAGCCCUGCGGUUGCGAGCAGUGCAGUUGCAGUACCAGGCAGUGAUAGAGCCCAACAGGAUGCUCUCAAUUGUGCAUCUGUAAAAGUUUGAGGGUUUUAGGGGCCAAGACUGUUGCACCUUCUUCACCACACUGUCGGUGUAGGACCAUUUCAGAUCCACAGUGAUAUGUAUGCCGAGGAACUUGAAGCUCUCCACCUUCUCCACUGCGGUCCCAUCGAUGUGGAUAGGGGCGUGCUCCAUCUGCUGUUUCCUAAAGUCCACGAUCAGCCCCUUUGUUUUGUUGAAGUAGUGUGAGAGUUUUUUUCCUGGAACCAGUGUGAUGGCAAUUGCAUUGUCUGUGGAUCUAUUGGGACGGUAUUGAAGUGGGUCUAGGCUGUCAGGUAAGGUAGAGAAUCCUUAGGGUCAUUGUCCUGUUGGAAGGUGAACCUUCACACCAGUCUGAGGUCCUGAGCGCUCUAGAGCAGGUUUUUAUCAACGAUCUGUCUGUACUUUUCUCCAUUCAUCUUUCCCUUGAUCCUGCCUAGUCUCCCAAUCUCUGACGCCGAUAAACAUCCUCACAGCAUGAUGCUGUCACUACCGUUGUUCACCGUAGGAGUGGUGCCAGGUUUCAUCCAGAUGUCAUGCUUGGCAUUCAGGCCAAAGAGUUCAAUCUUGGUUUCAUCAGACCAGAGAAUAUUUUUUCUCCUGGUCUGAGUCCUUUAGGUGCCUUUUGGCAAACUCCAAGCGGGCUCUCAUGUGCCUUUUACUGAGAAGUUGCUUCUGUUUGGCCACUCUGCCAUAAAGGCCUGAAUGAUGGAGUGCUGCAGUCCUUCUGGAAGAUUCUCCCAUCUCCACAGAGGUAAUCUAGAACUCUGUCAACGUGACCAUUGGGUUCUUGAUCCCCUCCCUGACCAAGGCCCUUCUCCCCCGAUUGCUCAGUUUGGCCGGGCAGCCAGCUCUAGGCAGAGUCUUGGUGGUUCCAAACUUCUUCCAUUUAAGAAUGAUGGAGGCCACUGUGUUCUUGGGGACAUUCAAUGCUGCAAACAUUUUUUGGUAUCCUUCCCCAUAUCUGUGCCUCGACACAAUCGACCUCAUGGCUUGGUUUUUGAUCUGACAUCAACUAUGGGACCUUAUAUAGACAGGUAUGUGCCUUUCCAAAUCAUGUCCAGUCAAUUGAAUUUACCAUAGAUGGACUCAAAUCAAGUUGUUGAAACAUCUCAAGGAUGAUCAAUAGAAACAUUAUGCACCUGAGCUCAAUUUCAAGUAUCAUAGCAAAGAGUCUGAAACCUCAUGUUUAUGUGAUAUUUCUGUUUUUUUCGUUUUCAUACAUUUGCAAAAACUUCUAAAAACCUGUUUUCACUUUGUCAUUAUGGGGUAUUGUGUGUAGAUUGAUGACAUUUGUUAUUUAUUUAAUCCAUUUUAGAAUAAAUCUGCAACGUAACAGAAUGUGGAAAAAGUCAAGUGGUCUGAAUACUUUCUGAAUGCACUAUAAUUUAGAAGGUUUUUGGGAAAUCCUUUCCAUCAACCACAAGACGGCUAGGCCUAUCAUUAGCAACACUAAACCUGGACAUUUUACUUCAUAUUAUGAGGCAUGUCUUACCUUGCUUCAAAAUAGCCUACAGCCAAAAUCCCCCCCCUAGAAACAUGGAGGUAAUUAUUUUAUAAAGAUAUGCUUUCUCCUGUUAUAUUGGUUUUCAAAUCAACUUUAUUUCAUUGUCCAGCAGCCAAAGGCAUUAUCCUUGUAAUAUUAGCAACCCAUGAUAGUUGUUGCAUCUUUAGAUCUCCUCUCUUGCUACAUUUCUAACAGAUAUUUCCAUCUCUGUCCAUGAAACCUCUUUCAUGUGCAGUGCACAUUUUAGAACUGUGUUUUCCAGCAAAUUGCAUUUUGGAACAUUUGUGCAUAGGCUGCUGUGUGCACACUGCUGCGCUUAAAAUGUGAAGAAAUAAUACACUGAACAAAAAUAGAAAUGCAACAUGUAAAGUGUUGGUCCCAUGUUUCAUGAGCUGAAAUAAAAGAUC